GUGAUAGGAGUGAUAGGACAAACAGCACAGGUUCCCUUGUUUGCUGCCCAACAACCAGUAAUAGUAGUAAUGGUUGUUGUGUCGGAGAUUUGACAGACCACUCCAUUCUUCGCCAUGGAUACUGGCCAGGAUGACUGUCGGUUACCUCUUUUGAACGGUUCACCACCAUCCAAAACUGCCAUUUUCUGUGCGAUUAAUCCGUUGCAAACUCCCACAAACGAUGAAGAAACUUCCAGCACUUUGCCAACUGAACUUGAGCUCAAACCCCGCACAGUUAAACAGACCUACUCUCUUUGUGAAAACCUUGCGAUUGAUGAUCUCAAAAAGUUGCAAGACUGGCUGCUACUGCAAAUCUACAAUACCUCUGACACGCUGGUUGGGCUGCUGCAGGAGAGACAGCAGCUGAGUGAAGAAGCUCAUGUCCGACUAAUCAGCAUAGAGCAGCUACACAGGCUUCUGGAGGCUAGGUGUUUUUAUCGUGGACUUUCCACUGGACUCUUUUCAUGAUGAUUAUUACUUACAUUUGUCUGGUGAUAUUCAAGUCUUCUGCUGCAUUUUCGAUUUACCAUUAUGUACAUUCUUGCAAAAUGUCUCGUCACUUUACAGUAUUGAAUCAAGUGUUUUGUC
This is a messenger RNA of Daphnia pulicaria, 627 nucleotides long. RefSeq lists its product as uncharacterized. The record is from RefSeq and is a predicted model, not a curated record. Lineage: Eukaryota; Metazoa; Arthropoda; Branchiopoda; Diplostraca; Daphniidae. Bases 115 to 507 code for a protein of 130 amino acids. The transcript is spliced from 2 exons.